This is a messenger RNA of Syngnathus acus (greater pipefish), 1155 nucleotides long. It is a transcript of the gene cd40lg, whose product is annotated as CD40 ligand. The coding region runs from base 109 to 792 and encodes 227 amino acids. Gene Ontology annotation, cellular component: membrane. The transcript is spliced from 4 exons. The record is from RefSeq and is a predicted model, not a curated record. Gene Ontology annotation, molecular function: tumor necrosis factor receptor binding. Lineage: Eukaryota; Metazoa; Chordata; Actinopteri; Syngnathiformes; Syngnathidae. Gene Ontology annotation, biological process: immune response.
CAAAGAGGAGGAGGUGAAGGGAAAAUGACGCUGCAGUCGUGCUCCACAUAUCACAGCGGCAAACACCCGAAAUGCCACUUUGCACUGCUCUUCAUGAUAUGAUCAAUAAUGAUCAACACGUACCACAGCAGCAUGGCAUCGCUCCCUCCUCCAUUGCCCCCACGCCGUUCUCAGGUGCUCGUCGAGCCUCAGGCCUCGUCCGCGGGCCGCAGCAAGACCUUGCUUCGCUCGCUUCUUGGAGUCGUCGUGCUGCAUUUUCUGCUGACGGCGGGGGGAUUCAUCUUCCUAUACUACACAGGCAAAACGGAAACGACGCCACAAUUAUCUGGAGAUGCUCCUCAGCAAAGUUCAUCCAGAACCUUGGCCCGCAUGAUUGUAGCAAAACCAAAAGACCUGUCAGCACUGGACUCAAGAUCAGGUAACCUGCAGUGGGACAUGAAACACUCGGUGCGAAACAACAUCAACUACUACCACAACAGCUGGCUGACGGCCCUGCAGCCUGGGGACUACGUGGUCUUCUCCAGGGUCACCUUCUCCAAGGCCGACCCGGUGAAGCCGCUAGCCAGUGCGGUCAAGUUGAGGCGUGGCGAGUCGGCCAAGGAGACGGUGGCCAUGCUGGCCUACUGCAGCCUCGACACCUCGGGGUCCGGGUCCAACCCCCAGCUGUGCACCGCAUCCAUGGGGGAGGUGAUGUCACUGGAGAGGGGGAACCAGCUCAGCUUGUGGGUGGAGGACCGGUCACUGGUGGACUACAGCCGGGCGGCUACCAGCUUUGGGAUGUACAAACUUUAAUAGUGUGGACGAGAGGACAAAACAUAAUUUAUUCCAUUACAAAAACCUUUUGGGACAUUAUUGAGAAUGGUCCUUUUGUGGUUAUUGUUCAUCGUUACUGCAGGGCUGAUGGACACAUUUUUUUGCACUCAGGGGUCAUGUUUGAUUUUUUUUUUUUUUUAAUCUGCUCUGAAAGAAUUAAGAGAUCAGUGCAAAAUAAUCCGUUUCUCUAUAAAAUGUCUACACACUCCUGUUAAAGUGGCACUUGUUUGUGAUUAAAAAUGAAACCACAUUAAAUAAUUUCUAAUUACUAACAAAUUAUAAACACACCUGUUUUACUUUGUAGACAAAGCCUUUUGGUUUUGUGGUAUUACUGACUGCAAU